CUUCGGAUCAGGCUCACUACACAACAAAAAAAAAACUCAAGGCAGAGAGGCGUACGAUUUGGCGAGUUCAAAAACAACACACGAAACACAGAGAACAGCUUAAAACAAGCAAAGGGGACUUAUUUCAG
Scutellospora calospora is the source of this 128-nucleotide messenger RNA. The record is from the annotation of a GenBank genome assembly. NCBI's taxonomy places the organism in Eukaryota, Fungi, Glomeromycota, Glomeromycetes, Diversisporales, Gigasporaceae.